Epinephelus lanceolatus (giant grouper) is the source of this 9519-nucleotide messenger RNA. Lineage: Eukaryota; Metazoa; Chordata; Actinopteri; Perciformes; Serranidae. The record is from RefSeq and is a predicted model, not a curated record.
GGGGAUGGUGGGCCGGGGUAUCGCGUCUCUCGACUCGGCUCCUCGAUAUCUUGCUAGCAUACAGACAGUCGCCUGCCCGCAUCCAGUAUGGAUUGUUUACAGGAAGAAUAAAAAAUAGCGAUCACCAUCGUGGCAGCUGCUUCUGUUGGUAAAUACGCAUCAUUCACAACCGCUGUUGUCAUCGCUGCAUUGAGCAGAUGAUUUCUGAGCUUUGGUAAACAUAAGGCCUUUCAGCUGUUUGACUGUGUGGUAUAUGUCGGGGGUUAUUGUAGGAAGAUGAUCUAAACAACACUGCGGAUAUAUCUAACUUGUGUGCCCAUUAUCACCCAGAGGCGAGGUGCGUGUGAUAUCUUUUGUGUUUCUGUGUUGAGACAUUAAAGCUAGCUGUAGCUACAGCAGCUUGUCAUCUGAAUCACCACAGUUUUGUUAUUGCUGUAUAAUCAGCACACGUUCCCCUGAAGACAGCGAGUAACUAUGGCAGAACAAGACAUUUGUCCUCACCUGGACUCCAUAGGAGAGGUAACCAAGGAGGACCUCCUCCAGAAAUCCAAGGGCACUUGCCAAUCUUGUGGAGCAGGAGGCCCAAAUCUGUGGGCCUGUCUGCAGAGUGACUGUCCGUAUGUUGGCUGUGGAGAGUCCUUCUCUGAUCACAGCACCCUGCAUGCACAGGCUAAGAAGCACAACCUGACUGUGAACCUGACGACGUUCAGGAUCUGGUGUUAUGUGUGUGAGCGAGAGGUAUUUUUGGAGCACAGGCCUGCGCUGGUGCCCGUGCCUGCUGCUCCCCACCACUGUAAACCCACGGAGCAGGAAGCAGCUCCUCAGCCAGUAGGUCACCCGCUAAAAGCAGUACCGAUUGCUGUGGCAGAGGAAGAAGGUUCAGAGUCAGAGGAGGAUGAGCUUAAACCCAGAGGCUUGACAGGAAUGAAAAAUAUCGGUAACUCCUGCUACAUGAAUGCAGCUCUCCAAGCCCUGUCCAACUGUCCCCCUCUCACUCAGUUCUUCCUGGACUGCAGUGGAUUGGUUCGGACUGAGAAGAAGCCUGCUCUCUGCAAGAGCUACCAGAAACUAAUCUCAGAGCUCUGGCAUAAAAAACGGCCCAGCUAUGUUGUGCCUACCAGUCUGUCUCAUGGCAUCAAACUAGUAAACCCCAUGUUUCGUGGUUACGCUCAGCAGGACACUCAGGAGUUCCUGCGCUGUCUGAUGGACCAGUUACAUGAAGAGCUAAAGGAGCCUCUGACAGAGUGCAGCAUGAGCGGGGAGGGAAGUGAUGGUGAAGAGAUAAGAGAUGGGGACCGCUCCCCAUCCGAGGACGAAUUCCUAUCCUGCGACUCUGGCAGUGACCGUGGGGAGGGAGGAGGAGCGGGUGACAGUGAGCUGCUCCUGCAGGAUGAGUGUGACGGGGUCAGGUCACCGACAGGAGGGAUAGUGGGUGUCAAUACCGGCGGGGUGAUCUCGGAGAAGGAGAGGCUGAAGGAAAGGAGGGUGUCUGGCUCACCCUUUCGUGGAGGCUCGCAAGAGAUGGAUGAGGAUGCUGAUGUGGAUACAGCAGCUGAGGAGGGGGCUCCUGAGAGGGGGGAGGAAGAGGAGGCGAUGCCAACCGCAAACACUGAGGUCCAAAGCCAAGAGAAUAACCAGUUAUCUGAUACUGGGCAAGGGCAAAGCCAGAGCAACAACACCUCAGAGCCAGACAAUGAAGCGUCAAUGCCCCAGCCCCAGUCCACUCCCUGCAGUCCUGUGCGAACCAUUCAGGAGCUGCAUCCAAAACUGUCCUCCAGUCAACCUCGCUCCAGUCCCCUCCGCUCUGCAGGACCUGCGUACACCUUCAAAAAAGCUCAGCUGCUGCUCAGUGCCAGGAAGAAGAAACAGUCUCACUAUCGCAGUGUGAUCUCGGACAUCUUCGACGGCUCCAUCCUCAGUCUGGUCCAGUGUUUAACCUGUGACAGGGUCUCUACAACAGUAGAAACCUUCCAAGACUUGUCUCUCCCUAUUCCUGGUAAAGAGGACUUGGCAAAGCUCCACUCUUCCAUACAUCAGAACCUUCCAGUCAAGACAGGCGUGUGUCCCGACACUUACAGCUCACAGGGGUGGAUCUCCUACAUCAUGGACUCCAUACGCCGGUUCGUAGUCUCAUGUAUCCCUAGUUGGUUCUGGGGGCCCAUGGUGACCCUGGAGGACUGCCUCGCUGCCUUCUUUGCAGCAGAUGAGCUCAAAGGGGACAACAUGUACAGCUGUGAGAGAUGUAAAAAGUUGAGAAAUGGUGUCAAAUAUUGCAAAGUACUUAGACUUCCAGAGAUUCUGUGCAUUCACCUGAAACGCUUCCGGCACGAGGUCAUGUAUUCGUUCAAGAUUAGCAGCCAUGUGUCCUUCCCGUUGGAGGGCCUCGACAUGCGACCUUUCCUGGCUAAAGAGAGUCCAUCCCAGGUCACCGCUUACGACCUGCUGUCAGUCAUUUGUCACCAUGGCACUGCAGGAAGUGGACACUACAUAGCUUACUGUCAGAAUGUGAUCAAUGGCCAGUGGUAUGAGUUUGAUGACCAGUAUGUCACAGAGGUCCAUGAGACGGUGGUGCAGAACGCAGAGGCCUAUGUGUUGUUCUAUAGAAAAAGUAGUGAGGAGUCUGUGAGAGAGAGGCAGAAGGUGGUGGCCCUCGCCAACAUGAAGGAGCCCAGCCUGCUGCAGUUUUACAUCUCCAGAGAAUGGCUGAACAAGUUCAACACCUUUGCCGAACCAGGCCCCAUCAGCAACCACACAUUUCUUUGCCAACAUGGAGGGAUCCCUCCUAAUAAAUACCACUACAUAGAUGACCUGGUUGUGAUUGUUCCUCAGAAUGUGUGGGAGUACCUUUACAACAGUUUUGGAGGUGGCCCAGCGGUGAACCACCUGUAUAUGUGUGCCAUCUGCCAGGUGGAGAUUGAGGCUCUGGCUAAGCGCAGAAAAAUGGAAAUAGACACCUUCAUAAAGCUGAAUAAAGAGUUUCAGGCUGAAGAGGCUCCGACGGUGAUCCUGUGCAUCAGCAUGCAGUGGUUCCGAGAGUGGGAGAGCUUUGUGAAGGGCAAAGACAACGAGCCACCUGGUCCCAUCGACAACAGUAAAAUUGGUGUUAUGAAAGGAGGACACAUACAACUGAAGCAAGGCGCAGACUAUGGUCAGAUCUCAGAGGAGACGUGGCAGUACUUGUUGGGUAUUUAUAGCGGAGGCCCUGAGAUCGCAGUGAGACAGACUGUGGCCCCGGCUGACCCCGACAGCCUUCAUGGAGAGAGGAAGAUCGAGGCAGAAACCAGAGCACUUUGAGAUAAAAAGAGGUCUUCUGAUUCCCCCCUUUCCACUCCUGCCCUCGCAGGAAGCUGAGGAAUUUGCACCUUGGUGAAGAAGCCUUGUUGUGAGCACUUUGUAAAUGUAGCAACGUAUUAUUCUGAAGCCGUGACGCGAGAGGGUGAAACGGUACUUAAAUAUCACAUAGUUUAUUUAUUGGAUAACUCUGAUCCUCAAUGUUAAGGUGUAAACAAAAAAAAAAAAAAAUAAUAAGACGUCGUGUCACAUCUCUGGAGCUGUUUUUGGUAGCUAUGGUGUUUCAGUGGCUGCUGUAGUGACUAGGUGUCAGAUACUGCUUUAGUGGCAGACAGCUGCUGGUGUCGGGAACCAGCCUGCUGAAGAGGACAGAACUACGGUGUGAUGUUUGCUUUGAGGACUGCACUUUUCUUCUUCGUUGAAAGCAACAACCAAGAGAUGUUAACAAGCUUUCUGUUUGCCUGUUUACUAGUUACAUAGCAACAAGUUCAGACAUCAAAGUGAGAGAUAUUACAUAAAUCAUACUCUUGCACCUCCAACCUUAAACACACAGGAUAACUGAGCCCUCAGGAAUGAAGUCUUUGGUUUGUUAAAGCCAGUGAAAUGAUCAGAUUAACAAACUUUAAAGAAAACACCAAAGCAGGUUUGUGUCACACCACAGAACAUGCAUGUGUUCCUCAACGACCAUUUUCAGGGUGGGUUUGCAAAGCUUCAAAAUGCAUGUUACUGCUCCUCCUUUAUUUGGACCUGUAAGGCCAUUUCACUGACAGGAUGAGGUGUCGAGUUUGUUCGCUCAAAUGCAAAAUAAAAUCUUUUCUGUCUUUAAAACGAUGGAAAUAUUGAGUCGCUCCUGUCUACAAAUAGGCACAUGGGCAUAAAGAUAUAAAGACAUGGCAAAGUUCGGAAAAGUCAAACUAACUUAAGUUAAAUAUGGCAGGAGUUAUGUAAGUAGAAGAGUAUAUAUCUGGUGCAAUAGCUGUACAUUUUCCAAAGAAAGAGGAUGUUGUGCAACAAAACAUCAACUGUCUUCUCUAAUGACAGCAUACAAAGUAAGCUUGUAAUUCCUCUGAAACAGUUGUCAUACAGUUAGUUCUAGUCAUUAAGUGACUAAUAAUGCAGUACCUGUUUUAACAGAGAGGGCAGUAUUUUCACCAUGUAAUAAUUUAGCAGAGAAGUAGAAAUCUGACAUCACAAAUAAUGAGCACAACAUGCACAAAUCCAAGACAGCAGUAAAGUAAUUUAUGAUAACUAUUUGAUUUUUUUAUUUAGUCAUAAUGUCUUAAUUGUGCACGUUUCGCCAUCAGAAAAAUGAAGCUGUACCCCCCAUAAGGUUAGGGAUAUCAAACUAUGCGUUAUUUACUUGUAAAAAAUAUUUGUGCAUCUGCAAAUUUCAUUUCUGUUGAAGAGGCAUUUUAGAUUUGUACGCAAAGAUACAGAUCUUCACUGAUUGAGACGCUUGUUUACUCAAAUUAUAAUCUGCUCCACCCACACAGGAAGCCAUUGAUCAAAAUGUUCCCCUAACCGCAAUGCUUUGUUUCGAGAAAAAAUGAUUCAGAUCUUGAGGUUUUCUCAUCUUUUAAUAUCUUCUGAUCAGAGAUCAGACUGGUAAACAAGGGUGUUUUCUGCAAUAUAACAACAUUUUAAAACAACUCCUAAAGAGCAGCCAAUAUGCACAGUUGCUCAUUUUUGAUGGCUGUUACUAAGUUUUAAUCUGAAAUAUUCAAAGUAACAUUGCAUAUUGUGUAGAUUUUUUUUCCGUUACAGCAUUAGUCAAUGCAAGAUUAAGGUGCCAGGGUUACAUCUGUAAAAAAUGGGUCAGUGAGUCAGUUAAAGCUCAGCAAGAUAAAACACUUCCUCCUUUAUGUUAUUGUAGAUAAAUCACAUGCCUGCCUUUUUUAAUGUAGGCUACAGAUCUGCAAAGACAAAGUUUGCCACCACAUUUAAAGCAGAUGACGCCUAGCAUUGCAUAACAAGACUGUUGAGUGUAACAGCUUUUCUGUUAUUUAUUAAUGUUAAUAAUAAAUACUAUUUUUGAAGGCCCAGACUAGAAAAAUUAAAUUAUUAUUUUUUUCUGUUAAAGAAGCUGUAUGCGACAUUCAGAGCGUAUCUAUGAUUGAGAGUCCGAGCUGGGCUUGUCUGCACAUGGCUUUCAACAUGGAGGUGGUUGAGCAGGCAGCUAGCAGCUAAAGGUGCUAACAAUGAGAAUGCAUUAUCAGAGGUAAUUGUUGUAUGAGCACAUUGCAGUGGGGACGAUAAGCUAGUCAGUGGGUUACACGCACAGGGUCUCACAUGCACUGAAAUGCACAGGCUGCCAGCACAGCUACCACAACAACAACAACAGAGAACCUCAGAUAACAACACACACAGAGGAAGCGUGACUGCAUUCUCUGCUCAGGACGCCAUUACUCCACUAUAUCUUUACAUAGCAAAUAGCAGUUUGCUGCUAUAUUAAUACUCUGAAUGUUGCAUACAGUGCCUUUAAGUUGAAUAAUUAUUUUUAAUAGCACAAUUAUUUAAACUAUAUUAAAAAUGGCAAGAUAGUAUUAAAUAAAAAAAAUUUGAAGUUACAGUUGAUUUACAUUUACAGUUUUAUGGUAAAAUCCUGUUACAUGUCAUGUUACAUAAAGCACCAAUUCACCAGUAAGUUGUUUUAAAAUCUUUUCCAUUAUCAUCAAUCUUUAAAGUAGUAAUUAUAAUUAUUAGACUUUUGCAGAAAAACAUCCAUAAGUUGGAGAUCCACUCGGAUAAAUACUGCUAUUUACCAGUCUAAACGGCCACAAGACGUAUCAGUAAAUACAAAUGAGUGACAGCCCAGCAUCUUGAAGCCUGUUUGACUGUAACUUUUAAUGCCAAAUGACUGCAAAGAAGAAUGAAUACUGAUUUUAAUCUUUAGCUGCGGCGCAGUAUUCACAUAGAGAUACAGUAGUUCAAACCUUUUGCUGUUCCUUUUUUUGACACCUUUUUUGUAGCAGCACUCAAACUAUGAGAUCUGGUAAAGAUAAAAGCUAAUUAUGAGCUGAAAUGUAAAGAAUAUAGUAGUGUUAUAAUUUAUGAUGCAGCACAGUCAUCCUACCUUGAAAUACAGUGCCUUCAAGCCCCUUCACACCCACAAUGCACGUGCACAGGUGUUUUUACAUAUUUUUGCCUGAAUAUGACUGUGUGAGCAUAUACAGACAUUAAGCAUUUGAAGUUAAGUUCAUGGUGUUUGUUGACCUCGAAAUUCCCUGCAUCGCUCUGCUCAGCUGUAACCUGAGCCAAUCUUGCAUUGACAUCAGCCAGGAUGUGUAAAAAACAGCUGUGUGGGUGUUAAAGGGUGACCGUAAACUUUCUAUCUACCUUGGCUUUGGAAAGGUCUCGUUAGCGGUGUACUAUUAGAUCUCCCAGCUGUAUUUCACUGUAAGAUCAAUCAAAAGAGGUGACCGUGAUCUCAAAAAAUGAAAUUCAAAUACAUGACACAAGAUACAGUGUGGGGAGGGGGAGUGACGUAUAAAUGUGUAUGAACUAAGAAGGGUAUUCAGAGUGCCCAUUGAUUAAAAAAUGUUAAAGUUUCUCUCCCGGCACUGAUUUAACCCCUAAAAACUCAUCUCUGUUCAUCAAAAUCUCAUAUUUAAAAUCCUUUUAUACCUUGAAAUGGUGAUCAUAUAACUAUACAUCUUUACCUGACUUAGUAUGCGUGGAUUGAUAAAUAUGCAAAUUAGCCCGCUCCCCAGACGCUCACCUGCAGCAGCGCAUCCAUCCACCUUCGAUUCUGUUCAUCAAACAAACAAACCUCUGCUUGUAAACUGUAUUAGAUAACGUGAGCCUUUAGCUUGACCAUGUUAUCGGCUAAUAAUGUGUUGCUAAUGUUGUAAACUUUUUCCCAACUGCCCUGACGAGUUGAACUCCCGCCUUUCGCUGUACAUUAUGGGAUUGGUCUCUAAGGUUUGUGAUGACACAAACUGUCAUUGGUACACUGCAGUUCCAAGGUGAAAAUGCUCACCCAUGGCACUGACUGCUUAUUUUGCUCAUGAUAUAUGUCUUGUAGCACAUAAAAAAAACACCAUAUGGACAGAUUAACAAGGUUAAAAACUUGAUAUUCAGUGGAGGGGGUCUUUCAAGGUAUAGUUUGUCAUUUCGGGCUUUCUGGCCGAGAGUCAGAUGAGAAGACUGAUGAUGAUUUUCUCAUUGAACUUGAUUUCAGACUAUUCCUUUAAAGAUGUAAAAUAAGUUGUUAACAUACAUAAAACAAAGCUUGGCCUCAAAAUGAUGCAUCACUUAGAUUCAAAGUUAGUUUUCUUAGUUAGCUAAAACUAGAAAAACUUAGAGAAUUCAGGAAAAACAAGACAGACUUGUGAUACAAUCUAACAAAGAUCCAACAAUUUCAAAAAGCUCAACAGAGGUAUCUGUCCAACAAGACACGAAGAUGGUUACUCAGAAUACCCAAGAUGACUUAAAAGACUCACUACAGAUAUUUUGACUUGGCGUAGCAGGAAAAGCAGGUGUAUCUUAUACCAUUAACAAUCAUCCAAUAUUCUGUUUAAAGGCUCAGUUUGCAAUUCAGGUGAAAGAAAGUUUAUUGUUGAGUCUCAUUCCCAGGUCAUCAAAUACAAAUACUUUGGGUUGGUGGUGUCAGUAUUUACAGACUUUGGCGAUAAAUAUAAGCCCCGUGCUCUGUUUUUUGGUCCCUACCAACUCCCAAGGGAAAUAUCUGGCUCUUUAGCUGCUAAAUGCCCCACUAUGUUUAACAGCUAGUUGCUAAUUGUGCCCAUCUGCAGUGGGUUUUUAGUGAAGUUGUGGGCAGGGCAGCAAACCAAUAAGCUGAAACUCACUAAUAACCUCUGGAAAGCUGAUAAUCAUCGCAACCACUUUCAAGUUGUCAUUUGAUGCACUGCUAUCAAAAAGACAUCAAUUAUAGCCAUCUUACAUUUGAAGCUAACAGUCGUGAUACAGCCUAGCUAUUGUCACUGUCAUGGCUAACAUUAACAAAAGCUGCAGUUCCUUGAAUGACCACUUGAGGCUGGCUACAGAGGUGAAAACGGGGAUGGAUUUUUAUACAACUCACCCUGUUACAUUUAUUAAGGCUUCAAGUUAUGCAUAAUGAAGGGCGGGGCUGCUUUGAGUGACAGGCUGUCCAUAAGAUAAGACAGCUCCAGCCUCCCGUCCAAAUAUGGUCACCUCUGGCUCCAAAAAACCAAGACGGUGACUGCCGAAAUGCCAAACUCAAGGCUUUAAAGCAGGAGUCCACAAACCAAUGGGUGACAUCAUGUUGGCUACAUCCAUUAUUUUAUAUAGCCUAUAACAUUAACCUAGCAAGUAAACAAACCAUCUUACAGUUUCCCAACACUCUCAGAUGAGGACACUGAAUACAUGGUGGUAACAGAACCUAUAUCAGUGGUUACGGCUCAGUGUCAUCAUACCUGCCUGAAUGGGGCCUGAAAAAAAUACUUAACAGAAAUCAGCAAUCAUUAAUAUUUUUAAUUUCAGUUGAAUUAUUCCUGCCAUGACAUGUCAAACAUCACCUCUGUCUAUGAACUUUCUUCCAGACCAUGGCCUAAAGCAAUCCAUGUCUCUGUUUAGUUUGUUGAUGUGCCCAAAGAGCAAUUUACCAUUUUUAACAGCAGAGGACACUGAUCUGCCCAUUUGUCAAAACAGUUUUGUAGUACUUUUCCUUUUUACACAUGUUCAGUCUAGCAAGAGAUGAUAUCAAAACUAGGGGAAUGUGUGUGUGCUAUGUUGAGAUACUUAUUGGGGAGUUUGUGCAAUUAAAAAAAAAAAAAAAAAAAGGCAAAUCUUUGUGCAAUCUUAUCAUCAGAGAGACACUGGGCAGCUAUCAAACAGAGCAGUUUGAGCAGCUGACAGUAAAAGACUGAGGCACUGCAGCUUAUUAUAUUGCAGUGUUAAGACGUGCCAUGUGGUAAUUACUCAAUUAUCCCCACCUGUGAGUUUGCCUCUGUUACAGCACGUAGCCAUGCGUGUGAGAUUUCCAUUUCACUGGUAAAUACAAGCAUUCCUGUGGUUGGACGGAGUUCAUCAGUAUUAUCAUGACACCCUGGAGACGGCACAACAGGAUUUCACUGACUUAUGUUUUCCCCUCAUUUUACAGUGUGGCUGUUGUGGUCAUGAUAAUGGUGAUGCCUGAUAACAUGGGACUUAAGUGGUUGACCUCAAUUCAAUGGGAUGUCUUAAUGUCUGUAUAACUGAUGUAAUUAUUCAUGUCUGGUUAAAUGAUUAAAACUGCCUGGUCUUUGA